GCGAAUUUUAGAUUGUGCUGCGAUCAUUAUUUUUUUUUCCGAGUGUAAAUCCGCUUUACAGCCAACUUUUGUGACCUUUGGGUCCGGUGACCCUAUAGUAACAAUCUUAACUCUGCGUCCGUGUUCCGCUUAAAACGCUCGAUGCGACGUCGUUACGAGGCAGUUACUAUCUAGAACCUCCGCCGCGAUGUUCUGGCUAGGAUUCGGUCUCCUCCUAAUCGCAUUUACCCUAUACCUGCUAUAUGUCUUCGAGCGCCAGAGCAGGAUUGACCGGCUCACCCACAAUUGGCCAGGUCCACCGGCCCUUCCGAUCAUUGGCCAUCUCCACAUCCUGGCCAAAUUGGUGGGGCCACAUCCGUUUCGCCGUGCCACGGAAAUGGUGACCAACCAUCUGAAGGAUCAUCGCGGAAAGCUGUGGAUGGGCACCAAGCUCUACCUACUGGACUGCAAUCCCAAGGACAUCCAGGCGCUGUGUAGUGCCCAACAGCUUUUGCAGAAGACCGCCGACUAUGCCGUAUUCGAGAAUUGGCUCUGCGAAGGACUCUUCACCAGUGGUUUCGAGAAGUGGUCCCAUCGCCGGAAGAUCAUCAUGCCAGCCUUUAAUUAUGCGAUGGUCAAGUUGUUUGUCGAUGUCUUCGAGAAGCAGUCACGGAUUCUUUUGUCCAGAGUUUCUGAGUUUGCUGAGUCCGGGGAGCCAAUGGAUUUCCUUAAGCUGAUCAGUUGCUUCACCUUGGACACUAUUUGUGAAACGGCCCUCGGGGUCUCUGUGGGUUCCCAAUCGAAUGCAAAGUCGGACUACCUCGAUGCUGUAAACGAAAUCCUUCUGAUCAUCGAUACGAAACUAAAAAACAUCUUAUAUCGCAGUCCGUUUAUUUUCCGGCGAACAUUGCAUUUUAAACGAGAACAGGAGUUAUUGAAAACACUUCAUGGUUUUACGGAGGGCAUUAUCCAGAAGCGAAUGGAUGAGAUUAGCCAGGAUGCGGAGAAUCGCAACUCGCAGAGCACUAAGAAUGCGGAAAAUGAGGAAGGUAGGACAACACAUUGCUUCCUGGAUAGCCUGCUCCUUGCAAAGGGACCUGAUGGUCAACCCCUGUCGGUCAAGGACAUUCGCGAGGAAGUGGAUACCAUUAUCUUCGGUGGCUUUGAUCUCACGGCCACCACCCUCAAGUUCUUCAUGUACAACAUGACCCUUCAUCCGGAAUACCAGGAGCGUUGUCGAGAGGAGGUGCUGUCGGUGUGUGGCACAGACAGAAGCGAACCCAUCUCCAUGGAGCAGGUGCGUCAACUGGAGUUCCUCGAAGCCUGCGUUAAGGAAACACUGCGCAUGUAUCCUUCGGGUCCACUUACAGCAAGAAGAGCCACAGCCAACUGCCAAAUCAAUGAGUUUUUCAUACCCAAGGGGAGCGAUGUGAUCAUUUCCCCUCUUUACAUGGGACGUUGCAAGGAUUUCUUUCCGGAUCCUUUGGUUUUCAAGCCGGAUCGCUGGUCCAGUGGAGCGGAGCCCAAGAUUGAGGCCACCACUUUCAUACCCUUUAUGACGGGGGCACGGAGUUGUUUGGGCCAGCGAUAUGCGAUGGUGAUGCUCAAAAUGGUUCUGGCCCACCUGCUGAGGAACUUCCUGUUUGAGCCCCUCGGCGAACGACAGGUGAAAAUGAAGCUCAACUUCGUGAUCACCCUGCACACCGUGGAACCCUAUCUUUGUAGAGUGAAGAAUAUCGAUAGCUAAGAGUCUGUUAACUUGUUCAAUAAAGUUACUAAUUAUUUAUAUACUACUUUA
Messenger RNA from Drosophila rhopaloa, 1777 nucleotides. It is a transcript of the gene Cyp312a1, whose product is annotated as probable cytochrome P450 312a1. Gene Ontology annotation, molecular function: monooxygenase activity; iron ion binding; oxidoreductase activity, acting on paired donors, with incorporation or reduction of molecular oxygen. NCBI's taxonomy places the organism in Eukaryota, Metazoa, Arthropoda, Insecta, Diptera, Drosophilidae. The transcript has 3 exons. Bases 188 to 1726 code for a protein of 512 amino acids. The record is from RefSeq and is a predicted model, not a curated record.